Periophthalmus magnuspinnatus is the source of this 2304-nucleotide messenger RNA. RefSeq names its product zinc finger DHHC-type palmitoyltransferase 16a (gene zdhhc16a). The record is from RefSeq and is a predicted model, not a curated record. Lineage: Eukaryota; Metazoa; Chordata; Actinopteri; Gobiiformes; Gobiidae. Gene Ontology annotation, cellular component: Golgi apparatus. The transcript has 11 exons. The coding region runs from base 176 to 1324 and encodes 382 amino acids. Gene Ontology annotation, molecular function: palmitoyltransferase activity. Gene Ontology annotation, biological process: protein palmitoylation.
AUUCAAUAUUGAUUGGGAUACAAAUCUGUAAACUGUAAGAAGCCUUCCACCUUGUUCGUCUUUAUUUUACGGGUUUCUUCUAAUAAUGUACCGUGCUUUUAAUGUAUCGAUUGAGGACUUUGAACAGGAAUUAUCUGCGCACUCCUAGGAUCCGUGUGGACAGCGCAGAUGCAGAAUGCGGUGGUGCCCCAGCCCUAUUCUUCACCUGGUGCGGUGUAUGCUUGUACGAUCAUGCACCAGGAAAGCAAGGAGCAGACUACCUCUGUGCUUUAGAGAAAGAUGGGCCUACUUCAAACUUUUGAGUCGUUCGCUUUACUUCAACUCCCUCACUGACUCAGAUGUGGUUUUUGACUCUGCGUUUGAGCCAGUGUUCUGGUCUGUAGAUUAUGUAACACGCUGGUUUGGUCUGGUAUUUGUUUGUCUGGUUGUCAUCUUAACCAGCUGUGUUGUGAUCAUUGCCUAUGCGGUUUUACUCCCGAUGAUUCUUAGAACUUACUCUACUGGUUGGAUUGUUUGGCACAUAUGCUAUGGCCACUGGAAUCUCAUAAUGAUAGCUUUCCAUUAUUACAAAGCGGCCAAAACCUCUCCUGGACACCCUCCUACAGUCAAAAGUGACAUCCGAUUUGUAUCAGUAUGCAAAAAAUGUAUUCUACCAAAGCCAGCAAGAACACACCACUGCGGUAUUUGCAACCGGUGCAUCUUAAAGAUGGAUCAUCACUGUCCCUGGCUGAAUAACUGUGUGGGCCAUUUUAAUCAUAGAUAUUUCUUUUCCUUCUGCCUCUUCAUGACAAUGGGUUGUGUCUAUUGCAGUAUUAGUGGUAGAAACCUGUUUUUAGAUGCCUACAACACUCUUGAGCGCAUUAAACAUAUGGAUUUGGAAAAGCCAGGGGUUCCUGUAACUGGGAUUGGUGCUUUAAUUGGGCUUUUACCUUCUGGGCAGACUAAGUAUCAGACCCCUGCUCCAUCAUACACAUUUAUGGAUAAGGUGUUCAAUAAGUGUAUCAUCUUCUUGUGGGUUCUGACCAGCACUGUAGGAGUAUCCCUGGGUGCGCUAACUUGUUGGCACGCACAUCUGAUAUCCAGAGGUGAGACCAGCAUUGAAAAACAUAUCAAUUUUAACGAGACCUUGCGGUACGCAUCACGUGGACAGAUCUUCAAAAAUCCCUUCAAUUAUGGAAGGCUAAAUAACUGGAAAAUCUUCCUUGGCGUGGAGAGGAGAAGUCAUUGGGUAACACGUGUUUUGCUUCCCUCUGAACAUCGGCCUUAUGGUGAUGGUUUAAAAUGGGACAUAUACACCUGCAAACGGGAUCUGAUACCUGUAUGACUGUGUUAGUUUGCACAAGUCACCUUUCUCAAUUUGCCUACUUUGAUCUUUCUAGUAGGCUAACAAAGACUUGUGCAUUUUGGCUUUAUAUGACAAAAAGUUCAGAAUACCUCAUCUUUGGAUGUUUUACAAAUAUUGGUCUGUAUUUUCAAGACAAAGACGGUGGCUUUUUUCAUUCUGCCUUUUCCUGAUUUGCAAACUGAUCUUCCUAGGGUCUUACUGUUUUCAUAAAAAGGUUUGAUUAAGCCUUGUGCACUGACUGACAUAUCUGGCAAAAUCAUCUUUUUUUUUUUUUUACCUUGUGUUAAUUUUGUAUUAACCUCCUAGGACCUGGCGUUCACAUAUGUGGGCAACACUGUUUGGGUUUAUUUAGGCCACAAUGCAAAUUUUUUGAAGAAGAACAGCAACAAAUAUUUUUAGGAGUUUAGACAAAUGUUCAGAAUAUUAUUAUUAUUAUUUAUUUAUUUAUUUAUUUUGUAAAGGCAUGUGUCUCCCUGCACCUGUCAGCAGCUCUUCACUUGAGACACAUUGUUCCAAGAGGCACAAUUAUUGUUUCUCAUUUUGUUUUUUACUCAGGGAAAAUGUAGCUCUGUUCAGGCACUUAAUAAAUAGUUUUUGCAAAUUAUUAUUCAAAUGUUUUAUCAAAAUGAUUAAAACGUCCACAUAUGAGGACAUACGUUUUACAUCACUUUUCUCAGAAACUACAUAAUGUAAAAAGAUAAUCCUUUGUUUUUUCAUCAGGUCCCAAUCAGCCUAAAUAACAAAGAGAAAUUAAUAAAGUAUGUCAUGCAAGAGCUCGGGUCUUAGGAGGUUAAGGGAAAAGAGAAAUGGUGAAGAUUGGGCACAGCGAUACAACUUCACCACUCACCAAUAAAAUUUUAUAUCAAGUCCAAAAUCAUUUAUUUUAAACAACUUAUUCCGUUGUUAUUUAUCAUCUUAUAUGUGUUAAUUUAAUAAAUCUUUAUAUUUGUCCAACCCUU